CAUCUGGGGAAAUACAAGCAUACCCCUUUCCCUGUAAGAUUAAUUUUCCAGGUUUCCAUUGUUUAUUUAACCCGUCUUGGUACCAAAUGGGCAGAGGAAAAGAAGAAUCCUUCAAUUCUUCGAAAUGUUUUUCUGCUCUAGUCAAGAUAUCUCCUUGUGCUCUAGAAUGUUUCCAGUGCCACAGAGUCAACGCCAGCGGGGUCUGCGAGUCUACAGGAGGCACCUGUCAGACUAAGGAGAACCAGCAGUGCUUUCUGAGGAAGAUCUACGAAGGUGGCAAGCUUUCCUACGGACACCAGGGUUGUAGCCAACUAUGUAUUCCCAUGAAGCUCUUUAAUUUCGAUAUUACUGUGGAAUAUAAAUGCUGUCAAGACUCGCCUCUCUGCAACAAGUUCUAAAGACAGGGCCCCCAGCUUUUGCCCUGAUCUGUUGGAUGAAGCUAAUUUAGGAAUCCCUAAAUUGCAAGCCCCCAAGCCACCACAGUCUCCAAGACUCUCUGAUCUGAAUGUGGAUCCCCUGUGAGAAGCAGUCUCAGAUUUGAUCUAUCUUCAGACUCCUUUUCCUUCACUGCGAAAAGCCCCAGGGAUGUAGUCUUUGAAACCAAAUUGGGAUGAAGAUUAGUGGGCAUAGCUAUGUACAAGGGUACUUUCUCCCUUUUCAGGUCCUAAUUGGCAGUUACAUUGAUUGGCUGCUUAAAAAGGCAGGGUCUGGGGAAAGCUGAAUUUAUGAUUCUGCAUGUUCUGGAGACAGGAACUGAAGGAGGAGGGGGAGUCUUCCAAGGCUGAAAAAAGUAGAAGUGUGAGGGGCUCCAUAAAUAAUGGGUUAGUUCAGUGGGCUAGGUGGUGUAACUCAAAUCUCUUAAGUAUCAGUGGCUUAAAAAAAAAUGGAGUCGCUUAUGUCAAAGGGAUCUAAGAUGGAGCUGGGAGGCAUUAA
Cervus elaphus (red deer) is the source of this 933-nucleotide messenger RNA. RefSeq names its product secreted protein of Ly-6 domain 1-like. Bases 87 to 398 code for a protein of 103 amino acids. The transcript is spliced from 3 exons. Lineage: Eukaryota; Metazoa; Chordata; Mammalia; Artiodactyla; Cervidae. The record is from RefSeq and is a predicted model, not a curated record.